Messenger RNA from Paramecium tetraurelia, 330 nucleotides. RefSeq lists its product as uncharacterized. The record is from RefSeq and is a predicted model, not a curated record. The transcript is spliced from 2 exons. NCBI's taxonomy places the organism in Eukaryota, Ciliophora, Oligohymenophorea, Peniculida, Parameciidae.
AUGGAAUAACCUUAUCGUCAAAUUACGGAGUACUUAAGAAGCAACAUACAAAAAUUAAAACAAUUAAACAUAAAAGUAGAUAGGUAUUAUUUAAAUACAUUCAAAAAUAGAGGACAUGGACAACACCGAACACUGUAUCAACUGUUUUUAGUGAACGGCAACACCAUAUAAUUGAUUUAAUAAUAUUAAUACCUUGGACUUAGAGUCUAAAAUACAAUUCUAAAUUUUAAAUUGAAAUCCAAAAAAUUAAGCUACCUUAUUUUGCACAAUUUCUCGACUCUAUACCUUUCCAAGCAAAUUCACAACAAUCUUCCUGCACCUUUUAUGUGA